Messenger RNA from Suillus clintonianus, 921 nucleotides. RefSeq lists its product as uncharacterized. The coding region runs from base 1 to 921 and encodes 306 amino acids. NCBI's taxonomy places the organism in Eukaryota, Fungi, Basidiomycota, Agaricomycetes, Boletales, Suillaceae. The transcript is spliced from 9 exons. The record is from RefSeq and is a predicted model, not a curated record.
AUGUCCAGGAACGAUGCUACUGUUACUCUCGCUAUUGGUGCUACACCAACGGGGUCGCGCCUCCAAUGUUUCAAGCACCCUGAACGCUCGUCAUGUUUCAAAAAUAGCCAUGGCAUCAAGAUGCCGUGGUCCCGAUUCCUGAGGUGGGGUGCUUCACUUCCAAUCUCAUUCGUGGAUGACGAGGAUACAGAUUCAGACGAGUAUAUUUCGUCUGAGUCGUACUGGUCCCUCAUGCAUGCCUCGUGGGCUGUUAUCUGUCGUUAUUAUGUACACGUUUACAAUGUACAGUCUGGAUCUAACAUUAGUAUUUGUACUUCCGCGGCUCGGAGGCGAGUGUACACCUCAUGUUAUAAGCCUGCCCUCCGCGCUGAAACAAUUCUUAUUGCUCAGCCCCGUUACUACCAUUUACCUUUCUUCAUGGAUCCUUCGAAAAUAAAAGAGAAGAUCGUUCGCUUUCGAAUCCUCAUCAUAGGAACAUGGAAUGCAGGAAAAACAAGAGAGCACCCAGAAAUAUUCAACAGCGCUGAGGAAAAGUGCGGAGAGCACGACAUCGAGAACGAAAUGGUGUUUCGAACCAACCCAGGAUUCAUCUUUCACGAUUCGCGCGGUUUUGAAGCAGGCGGCGAAUCCGAGUAUGACAAGGUGAACACAUUUAUCAAAGCGCGUUUGAAAGAAAUAAAGGAUCGAAUUCACACUAUAUGGUACUGCAUACCAAUGGAUCAGGCAAGUAGGUAUUUCACCAAAGGCGAAGUCAAAUUCUCCCCUCGCUGCAACACCGGAAGCAGUAAGCUUUUGCAUCUCCGAGACGGUGGCGAGACCUACAUGCUUAAUUCAGCUCCCCAGUAUCCGCAGUCCAAUUGCAAGUUCAUUAAGGUCAGUUACACUAUAUGUAGACACGUGGAUAAUCCCCAACGUCAGUGA